Molecule: messenger RNA, 2382 nt
Organism: Oncorhynchus nerka (sockeye salmon)
Lineage: Eukaryota; Metazoa; Chordata; Actinopteri; Salmoniformes; Salmonidae
Product: chromatin assembly factor 1 subunit A-like
Exons: 2
Coding region: 1-1410 (469 amino acids)
Source: RefSeq, a predicted model, not a curated record
AUGCCUCCAGAGCAGACAGUAGAGGAUGCCUAUAAGGUCUCAGGUGCUACAGAGAACACUUCAGGCACAUCUACUGUUGAUGGAGUGGACAGAUCAACAGCUAAAUGCCCUGUCCCAAUGCUGCCUCCAAGUCUGCCACCUGUCUUUGGCAUUGACUACAAACUGCCAGAGGAGGCAGUAGAGGCAACCAACAAGUGUCCAGUCGCCAGUGAAUCUGCCGCUUCCGUGUCCGCUGUCCUCCAAGAGGAGCUUCCUGCACCCGCAGCACUGCCUCUAAGGCUGCCCUGCACCCACAGCAUUGACCACAAACAGCUAUGGGAGAAAGUUGAGGACAACACAGAGUUCUCAGUAGACAAAGAAGCAACUGUUGCCAUUUACACUUGGGAAGAUAAAAGUCCUUCAGUUCUGCCAUGCAUCCACAACAACAACGACCACCAACUACCAGAGGAGACAGUUGAGGACAACACAGAGUGCUCAGUUGACACAGAGGCAAGUGCAGUUGCAUCCACUGUCAAGAGAGAGGAACUGAUAGGUGAGAAAAGCCCUGUCCGAGCAAUUCCUCCAAUCCUGGGAUGCAUCCAUAACAAGGACCACAAGGAGCCAGAGCAGAAAGUGAAGGGCCCUAGUGAAGAGGUGGAUCUCUGCCCUCACGCUCACCAGCUGGACCCAGAUGUUAACUUAACUCUGGCAACCCGCAAUGAUGAACCCAGGACCUGGACCCUGGAAGAGGCAAAGGAUUAUUGGAUAGGCCUUGAAAUUGAGAGUGAAGAGAGGAGCGUCAAGGAGGAGGUGAGACAGAGGGAGGGAUUGAAGCGUGAGGCGGACUGUGCCCAUUCCAAGAGCUCCAAUGGGAUGGUUUCAUCAGAGAGAGCAGAGACCAUCCUUGGAAGAGUGGGUUUUCUGGUCAUGAACCACAUGCAGAAAAUCCCAUUUUUGAAGAUGAAGGAAAAAGAGAAAAAUAAGAAUCUGCAUAAGAAGUUGAAAGAUGACGAGAAAGAGAGAAAGGAGAAGAAAAACAAGGAGGAGGAGAACAAAAAGAGGGAGAAGAAAGAGAUGAAUGAGAGAGAGAAAGAGCAGAAGAAAGUCAUGAAGGCUGAGAAAAAGAGGGAGAAGUUGGAACAGAAAAAGAGAGAGAAGGAAAGAAAAGAGAAGGAAAAGGCAGAGAAAAAGAGGUUAGAGGGGCUGAUGAAGAUACACAAUGACAUGAUGAAAGACAGGAUUAAGAAAGAGAAGAAGUGUUCUGAGGAGCUGAAAAAGAGAGAGAAAGCUCAAGCUGAGUUCUUGGAGAUGGAGAGAAAGAUUCAAGAAAAGGAGGAGAAGAAGAGAGAAAAGAGGAGGAAAGAGGAGAGGAAGAGACUAGAGAAGAAGAAAAAGAGGAGCCAGCUGGAGGUGGAACUGAGAGGGCGAUAGAAGAGCAGGGAAAGGAUGAAAGCUUGAAGAUGGAUGAGUAGACUAGGUAUUAGAGAGAGAGAGAGCAGGGCGGGAUACUGUAUUUUUGCAUGCAAUGAAAAAUGCAAUAAAAAAAAUCUUUAAAAAGGUUUACUCUCUGUUUGAUUUUUGUCAAGGCAUACUGUAUAACACAGUAUAAACACACAAUGUUUACAUUUCACAAAUCUGGGGAGUGUUGCACUGUUAAAAUGUUGAAUUCCAAAUCUACCCGAUGGAGCGGAGCUGUGCUGAGAUGAGGAGGACGGAAAGGGAGGGGGAGUAGAUGGAGGGUAGAGCGGAGUUUGUUAGAGAGGAAAUUGAUAGAGAUGAAUACGACAGAGAUGAAUAUGAUAGAGGGGAAUAUAAUAGAGAGGAAUAUGAGAGAGAGGUAUAUGAUAGAGGGGAAUACGAUAGAGAGGAAUAUGAUAGAAGGGAAUAUUAUAUUUUAUUUAUUUUAUUUCAUUCAACAUUUAUUUAACUCGGCAAUUCAGACACUGAAUAGGACAAAACACACAUCACAACAAGAGUGACAACACAACACUACAUAAUGAUAGACCCAACACGACAACAUAGCACGGCAGCAACACAUGACAACACAACAUGGUUGCAACGGAAACCUGACAACAACAUGGAGGCAAUACAACAUGUUAGCAGAACAAAACAGGGCACAAACAUUGUAAGGCACAGCAAACAGCAAAAAACACAAGAAGGUAGGGACAACAAUACAUCACUCAAAGCAGCCAUAGAGGGAAUAUGAUAGAGGCACAUGAUAGAGGGGAAUAUGACUAAGGGAGUAUGAAAUAGAGGAAUAUGAUAGAUGGAUACAAUAGAGAGAUAUUUGACAGAGGAAUAUGAUAUAGAGGAUUGUAAUAAGAUAGAGGGAAUAUGAUAGAGGGGAAAAUUAGUCAUACGAUAGAGUCAUACGAUAGAGGGAGUAUGAUAGAGUGGAAUAUG